AUGUCGGACGACAUCUUUGACCGCUACGAGUCUGAUGCAAGCGACCUAGCUAGGGUUCUUGGACGCCUCGAUGUCGGAAAGGACAUGGAGUGCUCCGAUUGCGAUGCCGACGACACAAUGGUGGAGGCGAGUCUCAGGAAUGUCCCUGACACUCCUGCAGAUAAAUCUCCACCAUUCGAUGAAGAUCACACAGAGGUGAGCCUCGAAGGCCUGGACAGCUCACUGAGGAUGUGCGCCACAUAUAUGGGUCACGACCAACCUGACCCCCCUCCACACGCACCCCUAAGGGUUCUUAUCGCAGACUGCGAGGCCAAGGACAUCGGGCUAAUUGUGGGAUGCGACGCCAACGCACUCCACAGUCAGUGGGGAAGCACCGACACCAAUGAACGGGGUGAGUCCCUUUUCAGCUAUAUACUGACCACUCAGAUGGUCAUAUUAAACCAGGGCAACGAUCCCACCUUUAUUAUUACAAAUCGCGAGGAGGUCCUGGACCUCACACUUGCCUCUCACACGAUACAGAAAAACAUAGUAUUCUGGAGGGUCCUGGAAGAACACUCCUUCUCGGACCAGAGGUACGUGGAAACUGUUUUCUCAUUCGCCAUACCGAGCCCAGUGCAAUUCCGGAACCUCAAGCGGACAAACUGGAUUAGUUACUCAGACCACCUUGGCCGUAUUUUCGCUGAGUUCCCACCCGGGGAAGACAUCUCACGGGAGACCAUGACCGAUCUGGUGAAAACAUUUACCGACGCCUGCAAUGCGGCGCUCGACAAACCUUGUCCCCCUAGUAAAACUAGGGGUCGGGAGAAACCUUAA
Molecule: messenger RNA, 813 nt
Organism: Drosophila obscura
Lineage: Eukaryota; Metazoa; Arthropoda; Insecta; Diptera; Drosophilidae
Exons: 2
Coding region: 1-813 (270 amino acids)
Molecular function (GO): catalytic activity
Source: RefSeq, a predicted model, not a curated record